AAUGUCCGUUCGCACAACUGCAGCGCGACGAUCAACUCUGGGUCCCGAUACUGGGACCGGGCUUACCACUAUGUGGUAAUGGUCUAUGAUUUUAUAAAAUCUUAAAAAAAAGAAAAAAGUAGCCUACAUAUAUAAUAACCCAAAAACCAAAUAACCCAAUACCCAAUAACCUCGCAAUAAGAUUAUAAAAUCAAUGUAUUCGCAACAUUUUGAUGCUUAUGGUGUAUUAACGAUGGUUUAUGAAAAAGGUAGCACAUAACCUUAGAGGUAAAUUUAGAUGUCCUCUCCAAGAGGAAAACUGUAUUUAGUUAGCAGAUAUACCCCUUUUCAUGUUUUGAAAUGGCUCGACGAUUGAGUGGCAAAGAUAAACUAAAGUCGCUGUUAACAGUGACUAGCACAGCUGUAACAUUGUUUAGUGGCAUAUGUAUGUACCAGGGCAAUGAGAAGUUUUACAAUAGAUUUGCUGCACCAGUGAUUCAAUUGGUCGAUCCAGAACUGGCACACAAUGCUGCUGUCAAGAUACUGAAAUGGGGUCUUAUAGGUAAACAGAAUACGAAAGAUCCAUCCUCUCUUGGGAUCAAUGUAUGGGGUAUGCAGUUUAAGAACCCCUUAGGUAUGGCUGCCGGAUUCGAUAAGCAAGGGGAAGCUGUAGAAGGCUUGCAUAAAAUAGGUUUUAGCUUUGUAGAAAUAGGGUCAGUUACACCAAAGCCGCAGCCUGGAAAUCCUAAACCAAGAGUGUUUAGACUAGUAGAAGACAAUGCUGUAGUUAAUAGAUAUGGUUUCAACAGUGAAGGCCAUAACACUGUGUGGCACCGGCUUAGAAAACUCAAAGACAGUAAAAGCUUCCAUGGUAUAAUUGGAGUAAACCUGGGCAAGAACAAGACAAUGGAAGAUGCUGCUCAAGACUAUAUAGAUGGCAUUAAAAAAUUCUCCGAUGUGGCCGAUUACUUUGUGAUUAAUGUAUCCAGUCCAAACACUCCUGGUUUAAGGUCUUUGCAAAGUAAGAAGGAGUUGGAACAAUUAUUAACAAGGAUAAACGAAGUCAGAGAAUCGAUAGGGAGCAGGCAGCCGUUGCUAUUAAAGCUUGCUCCUGACUUAUCCGACUCGGAGAAACAAGAAAUCGCAGAUGUGAUACUCGGGAAGAAAACCAAAAUAGAUGGUUUAAUAUUGUGCAAUACCACUGUCACGCGGAAUAAUUUAAGAAGUUCGUUGAAAGAGGAAGAUGGAGGACUCAGCGGAGCUCCUCUGACCGAUAUGUCCACCGCGAUGAUAUCAGAUAUGUACAGGAGAACUCGUGGAAGCGUUCCUAUUAUCGGCGUCGGUGGAAUUUUUACCGGAUCGGACGCCUACGAUAAAAUCAAAGCCGGCGCUUCUCUGGUCCAAGUGUACACGUCGUUUGCAUACCGAGGACCUCCAGUAGUAACGAGAAUCAAACGAGAGUUAAAUGAAAUGCUGGAAAAGGAUGGCUUAGCAUCCAUCGCGGAUGCAGUCGGCAAAAAUACCAAUAUCCGCUAAGUUGUUUGUCUUAAUUUCAAAGUUCCUUUUUACAGUUGUACGUUGAUCCAACCCUAUUUUAAUACUAAAACUACCGAGCUGGUCUUAGUAACCGGUUUCACAUUUUUCGUUAAAAAGUCUUUAAAAGUCGAAGUCAUAAAAACUCUUCGUAGACAAUGAUUAAAUAAAUUUCUUAAUCUAAGCAUACAAUGUAAUAAAAAUAACGAAAGAGUAGUGUGCCCAUAAACUACUCUUUCGCAAGUUUUGUUAAAUAAAGCGGUUUCUUCGAUUUUUUAAAAUA
Megalopta genalis is the source of this 1795-nucleotide messenger RNA. It is a transcript of the gene Dhod, whose product is annotated as dihydroorotate dehydrogenase 2. Gene Ontology annotation, biological process: pyrimidine ribonucleotide biosynthetic process; 'de novo' pyrimidine nucleobase biosynthetic process. The record is from RefSeq and is a predicted model, not a curated record. Gene Ontology annotation, cellular component: cytoplasm; mitochondrial inner membrane. Gene Ontology annotation, molecular function: dihydroorotate dehydrogenase activity. NCBI's taxonomy places the organism in Eukaryota, Metazoa, Arthropoda, Insecta, Hymenoptera, Halictidae.